GCGGGCGGGCGGGCGCCGAACUCGGCCCGGGCUCUGGCUGCAGCGCCGCCUCCUCUCCGCGUCGCAGGUCGGCCCGGCGGCCGUGACAAUGUUGCGGGGCUGGUAGCUGGGCGCCGGCCGCCGAGCCGUCUCAAGUUUAAACUUACACGAAUCGCUCUCCCGAGGAGGAGGGGACCCGCCGCGCGAUUGACACGCAUAUUCCUAUAGGCAUCCUUCUUCAGCCCCCACCCCCACGGCCGGAUUCGGGUGGCUCCUCUCGGAGCUGAAAUCUGAGAAGAAAUCCUUGGGUUUCUUGUUAUCUUAAAAAAAAAAAAAAAAUCUAGAAACCAUCCGUGUUUUGCUUUGCUGCUUUCUUUUUGCAAGAUGAAGAAGUUUUUCGACUCCCGGCGUGAGCAGGGCGGCUCUGGCCUGGGCUCCGGCUCCAGCGGAGGAGGGGGCAGCACUUCGGGCCUGGGCAGUGGCUACAUCGGAAGGGUCUUUGGCAUCGGGCGACAGCAGGUCACUGUGGACGAGGUGUUGGCGGAAGGUGGAUUUGCUAUUGUGUUUCUGGUGAGGACAAGCAAUGGAAUGAAGUGUGCCUUGAAACGCAUGUUUGUCAACAAUGAGCAUGAUCUGCAGGUGUGCAAGAGAGAAAUCCAGAUAAUGAGGGACCUGUCCGGGCACAAGAACAUUGUGGGUUACAUUGACUCUAGUAUCAACAACGUGAGUAGUGGCGAUGUAUGGGAAGUUCUCAUUCUGAUGGACUUCUGUAGAGGAGGCCAGGUGGUAAACCUGAUGAAUCAGCGCCUACAAACAGGUUUUACAGAGAAUGAAGUGCUCCAAAUAUUUUGUGAUACCUGUGAAGCUGUCGCCCGCCUGCAUCAGUGCAAAACUCCUAUUAUCCACCGUGACCUGAAGGUUGAAAAUAUCCUCUUGCAUGACCGAGGCCACUACGUCCUGUGUGACUUUGGAAGUGCCACCAACAAAUUCCAGAAUCCACAAACUGAGGGCGUCAACGCAGUAGAAGAUGAGAUUAAGAAAUACACCACGCUGUCCUACCGAGCACCAGAAAUGGUUAACCUGUACAGUGGCAAAGUCAUCACUACAAAAGCAGACAUUUGGGCUCUUGGAUGUUUGUUGUAUAAAUUAUGCUACUUCACUUUGCCGUUUGGGGAGAGUCAGGUGGCAAUUUGUGAUGGAAACUUCACAAUUCCCGAUAACUCUCGAUACUCCCAAGACAUGCACUGCCUGAUUAGGUAUAUGUUGGAACCAGACCCUGACAAAAGGCCGGAUAUUUACCAGGUCUCCUACUUCUCAUUUAAACUAGUGAAGAAAGAAUGUCCAAUUGCAAAUGUACAGAACUCUCCCAUUCCUGCAAAGCUUCCUGAACCAGUGAAAGCCAGUGAAGCAGCUGCAAAAAAGACCCAGCCAAAGGCCAGAUUGACAGAUCCCAUUCCCACCACAGAAACUUCAAUUGCACCCCGCCAGAGGCCUAAAGCUGGGCAGACUCAGCCAAACCCAGGAAUCCUUCCUAUCCAGCCAGCCCUGACACCUCGAAAGAGGGCCACGGUUCAGCCCCCACCUCAGGCUGCAGGACCCAGCACUCAGCCUGGCCUUUUAGCCAGUGUUCCCCAACCAAAAACCCAGCCCCAACCCAGCCAACCUCAGUCUCAGCCCAAGCAGCCACAGGCUCCGUCUACCCCUCAGCAGACGCCUUCUACUCAGGCCCAGGGUCUUCCCACUCAGGCCCAGGCCACACCCCAGCACCAGCAGCAGCUGUUCCUCAAGCAGCAGCAACAACAGCCGCAGCCGCAGCAGCAGCCGCCACCGCAGCAACCUGCAGGCACAUUUUACCAGCAGCAGCAGCAGCAGCAGCAGCAGCCACAACAGGUCCAGGCUCAGCAGUUUCAGGCAAUACAUCCAGCAACCCAGCAACCAGCAAUUGCUCAGUUCCCUGUGGUGGCCCAAGGAGGCUCUCAGCAGCAGCUGAUACAGAACUUCUACCAGCAACAACAGCAGCAGCAGCAGCAACAGCAGCAGCUUGCCACAGCCCUGCAUCAGCAACAGCUGAUGACUCAGCAGGCUGCCCUGCAGCAAAAGACUGCUGUGACAGCAGUACAGCAGCCCCAGGCAUCGCCGGCUGCCCCACAGCCAGUCCCCGCCCAGGAGCCAGCGAUUCAAGCCCCAAUAAGACAACAGCCAAAGGUUCAGACAACCCCACCUCCUGCCAUCCAGGGGCAGAAAAUCGGAUCUCUCACUCCUCCAUCAUCCCCCAAGACCCAACGUGCUGGGCACAGGCGGAUUCUCAGUGAUGUAACCCACAGUGCAGUCUUUGGGGUCCCUGCCAGCAAAUCAACUCAGCUGCUCCAGGCAGCUGCAGCUGAGGCCAGUCUCAAUAAGUCCAAGUCUGCAACCACCACUCCAUCGGGCUCCCCUCGGACCUCCCAGCAGAAUGUUUAUAAUCCUUCAGAAGGUUCUACGUGGAAUCCUUUCGAUGAUGACAACUUCUCCAAACUCACAGCUGAAGAACUGCUAAACAAGGACUUUGCCAAGCUGGGGGAAGGCAAACAUCCUGAGAAGCUUGGAGGCUCAGCUGAGAGUUUGAUCCCAGGCUUUCAAGCAACUCAAGGUGAUGCUUUUGCAACUUCCUCAUUUUCUGCUGGAACUGCUGAAAAAAGGAAGGGUGGGCAGACUGUGGAUUCUAGCCUGCCACUUCUAAGUGUGUCUGAUCCUUUCAUUUCUCUUCAAGUACCUGAUGCACCAGAAAAACUUAUUGAGGGACUCAAAUCUCCUGACACUUCUCUUCUGCUCCCUGACCUUUUGCCUCUGACAGAUCCUUUUGGUAGCACUGCUGAUGCUGUAAUUGAAAAAGCUGAUGCUGCUGUUGAGAGUCUCAUACCAGGACUGGAGCCCCCAGUGCCCCAGCGCCACCCAUCUCAGACGGAAUCCGUUACCUCGAACCGCACAGAUUCUCUCACCGGGGAAGAUUCCCUGCUUGAUUCCUCUCUGCUUUCUAACCCUACUACCGAUCUUCUGGAAGAGUUUGCCCCUAUAGCGAUCUCUGCUCCAGCCCAUAAAGCUGCAGAAGAUAGUAAUCUCAUCUCAGGUUUUGAUGUCCCUGAGGGCUCGGACAAGGUGGCGGAAGAUGAGUUUGACCCCAUUCCUGUAUUGAUAACCAAAAAUCCACAAGGUGGGCACUCUAGGAACAGCAGUGGGAGCUCUGAGCCCGGUCUUCCCAGCCUGGCCAGGUCUUUCCUGCUGGUGGACCAGCUCAUAGACCUGUAGCCGUGACCCAGUAGCAGACGCAGUUGUGUAACUUUCUUUACGGAGUUAUAAGAAAAAUGAAUUUUUUUUUUAAUCUGCAAAUAAGGGGCCUCUAGCCCUUAUCUCCUACCCCUUGCCUUCUCCUGUAGAAAUGAUAAGGAAAGAAAAUCACUUUGGCCCUCCAGAUAUUCCUUGGCCAGUUUCUCCCUGUUAGUUUUGCCGUGUUUUCUCAUUACCCUUCUUCAAUAGCAUUAUCUUAAAUCAAGCGCUAGAUGCCAUGAGCUUCGCCUCUGCUGGAAUCCACUCCACUGAAAGCUUAGCUGUAACUGAAACUAGUGACUUGACACCUUUGUCUCAUUCUUGCUAGGAAUGACCUCCCAACCCGUGUCUCCUUCGGCCAGAUGCUGGCAAAUGUGUUGACCUGUUUUUGCUUUAUAUCCUGAUACAUUAUCAUGAGGACGUGACUUCUUCAGUUAGUCUUAACUUCAGGCAGUAGCCUGGAGAUGGGUCCGUGGUUUAAGAGCGGGUAAAACUGACUGACUGAUAGCAGUAUGUGUUUGGGAAGAGAGAUUGAGCCCUGCUGUAGCCAGUCAACUUUGACCUUUGAUCAUAGACUUAGCCAAGGGAUUUUACACCCCAUGCAACCUGCUCAGCAUUCGUCCAGCUUUCUGGCUUCCAUUGAACCGUGAUUUCUCAGAUCUGGAGAUGUGACUGCAAGUACUUGAGAUCCUUGGAUAAAAUGUGUACCUGAUAUAAAUCCCAAGUAUUGACUUCCUUUUCAUGUUAACUGUCCCAAGCUGGGAUCUCAGAAUUAGACCAAAAUCAGACAAUGGUAGUAAUGUGAUACCUUUUAUUAGAAGACUUUUCACUGGGGGGUAGGUGGGGGAGGGGAAGGAAUUGUAGCAGAAACAGAUGUAUUUUUCUUGUGAUUUUUAUUUUGAAUCAAAUAUUGUAAAUUGUGUAUAAAUGAAGACGCUGGACAGUUGUGUUUCCACUUGGUGUUUCAAGUCUGAUAUCGGGUGUCUGUACAGGGUUUUGCCCUCUUUCCCAUGUAUAACUGCACAGCGGUCCUACAGUGUAACAUAUAGAAUCAUUUUGAAUUGGCUUGUGUGUUACUAUAAGCUUUCAGCGGGUCCUCUGUCUUUGUAGAAUAAGCAUGUUGUUUAUUUUCAGAUAAUCAGAAAUAAGUGUGCUGACAAGGUUGGCACAGUUUGACCGUAGCUACUUACCUUUCUUUUAUCUCUCUGAUGUUUAAAUUGAAGACUGCAGCCAAUGGAACAUGUUCAGUUGGUUUUCCUUGGCCUCUUACAUAGAAGACAAAACAAAAGAAAGAGUAGUUCCUCACUAACCUUAGAAUAUUCAUGAAAUAAAUCAAGGACCCUGCACUGACAUGACAACAUCCCUCAUGGGCACCCUCUGUAUAUGUACAUAUUCAUUGACAUGGUUUUUUUUUUUCUUUUCCUUUUUUUCCCCCUUACAAGAAAAACCAAUUUUAUAAAAUCAUCCUUCUGAAAAGAGGUGGGCACAGAGAACCCCACUGUUGUUCUCUUCCUCAAGUGCCAUUUGCCAUGAUCAAAAGGGAAACUCUUAGUUGAGCAGAUUUGUACAAAUAAAAUUCCAAGUCCAUUCACUGGUUUCUCUAUCUAGUACCUUUGUUUCUUCUUCCUCACAUUUGCACUUUAAGGGGGUUGGGGGGAGAGAAGGUUUAACAGCAACCAUAAAAACCUGCAAAACACUGCACUUUGGAGGACAAGCUUUGACCCCAGAAAGGCAUCCGAGGAAAGGUCUGAGCCUUUCCAUCUUUUGACUUUAAAUACUUCCUGUUCUGGUGAAAUUAGAUAGGCUAAGUGAAGGCCUCUACUAAAAUAACAGAUUGUUUCCAAAAUGUAGAGAGGCACGACUUGCAUGCUGAGGAUUAAAAAAAAAAAAAAGUCUAUGAAGUGCUUUCUCUAAGUGGAUAGCAGUGAAAGUGGGACUUGGCUUACCCGUUUAUAAACAAGAAAAACUGCUGCAGAUCAGAACUGUAUUCUCUUUCCUGGGCGUAGAAAAGAAUGUAUAAACUAAUGAAGGAAAUGUUUAUUUUUAAAUAAGAAUAAUGUUUACUCCUGUGUUUUCAGAUUUGAUUUUUUUCAUACAUACAUGUUAGAAAUAUAAUGAAAUAUCUAGUUUCACAAUUUAGUUGAAACCAUGAAGACUAUAGUUUAGAAAUUAGAUGUCUCUAAAUUGUUCCUUUUGUGCAUUACCCAUAAUUAUAUUGAGAUAUAUUAUGUAGUCAUCUGGCUCAAUAAAGCUUAAUGGGGACUGCUAAUGAAAGUGAACAGAAUAGAAGCCAGAGACUAGAUGGUGGAAGCCUGAGGGAGGUAAUGUCAUGAAAUUAUCUUGGGCUUGUUCUUGAAGAGUAGGGCCUCAGUGGGGAGAACUGUUUUUCUCCUGAGGAAUACCUGUGAGUGACUCAGUAAUGGGAGCUUCCUUAGUUUGUAGCAUCACCCUGAACUAAGAGGGUUUAUUUGAGCUGAGUAUAAUGUGCUGAUAAUUGAUAGACCUAUGGAACCAUAAACUGAGCUACAAGAGGAACCUUAGAGACCAUCCUCUAGUCCAUCCACUUCGUUUUACAGAUGUGGGACCUGAGCUGGAUGGAGGCAGGGUGGUAGCAAAAGAUGCCUGGGCUGGACAGGCCUCAUGGGACCUCAUCCUGGCCCUCGCCAGUCAGCAGCUGAGUGGCCUUCAGGAAGCGCUUUACCUUUUAGAGCUGCUGUUUCUGUUAAACAGCAAUGGGUUUGAACUAGAUGGUCUUUAAGAUUAUAGAAUUAUAGGAUUCUAAGUAAAUACUGUUAUUCUUUAGAAGGACUAUGAAGGAUUUAUAUAAUCCCGAUGUUCUUCAGUUACCUUCUAUAGUUCUUGCUAUUACUGUAGCAAUAUUUACAUUUUAGAGAAUUAUAGUGGGCUUUUGAUAACCGGGGUUGCUCUUUCUUGGCUAUCUGAAUAGAAGCCUAAAAUAUCACAGAGUUUUGAACACAGAUUUUCCUUUUUUAAUAUUAUACACACACACAUACCCCUACAUAUUCUAACAAAAUCAUAUUAGAUUUCAGUUCUUUUUAAAUGUAUAAUCAGGGAUCUGCCAUUAAAAACAUAUCAAAUACUAUAAGAUAUGUUUCUCAUUUGCUUUUAUUCCAACUGUAUAAAAGUAGUAACUAAACUAGAAAACAUCACAAGUUGGUAUUUUUCCCUUUACAAUGUUCAGAUAAUUAAGUAAUCAAAUUCAAGUCCCAAUGUUUUUAAAAACACAGGCCUCAGAGGAGACGAGGCUUAAUUGGUCUCUUUUUAAAAAUGUGAUUAUAAUUAUUAUCCGAUGAUUUCUUUAGCAGACAUAUCAGAAUCUUGACAUCUAGUUGAGUGUUAUUCCCUUCAAAGUCUCCUGGUUUCAUGUGAAAAGCUAAUACUUUUUUAAAUGAGGCUGCCAUCAUUUAUUUUGAAACUCCUCUCCUUAGAAAUACCAUCAAGGAAGGUAAUAUGGUAUAAUAAAAUCAGUUAUAUUACUAGCUCAAUAAUAUCACUUUCAGUUUCUGAAAGUAUAUUCCAUUUCUUGAUAUUUUUCCACCACUCUGUGUUCUGAGUAACAUUUGACUGUUUCCAAAAAGCAAAAUCACCCCCAUAAGGUGAAGAGUGGUUACUACUGAAGAUAGCAAAUAGGAUACUCCCCAGAAACUUGCCAGAGAGGACUUUGUAAUGGAAAAUGAAAAAGCUCAGUCAUAAUUUCUUUAAUAUCCUGAAUAAGGGAACUCUUGUGGUCCCCAGUCUUUAGCAUGGUAUAGAAAAUUAUAAGAUAGGGAUUUUCAAAUGCCUCCAAAAAAGGUUGUCACUUUUGUUCAGUGUCAUUUGAUAUUGGACUUGGCUCUUUCUGAUUUAGAAUUAUGAAACUUGGAUUGCUAAUUAUUGUAGGGAAACAAACCCAAGAAAAGAACCUAUUUAUCUCAAGAUGGAAUAUUAGUUUUAUUUUGUCUUUAAUGUUUUUUUCUCAGUCUUCUGACAGAUAAUUGAUCACUUUGAUUCAAACCAACGUAACCUUCCCCCAAGUCAGGAACAUACCUGCCUUUAGCAGUCAUGUGGGAAGGAGGAGACCUUUGUGACUGACCCCAGCCCAGAGGUAUGGAGAGAUCUGAGUUCAGCUGAAUGAAUGCCUGCUAUUGGUACCAUGGGACAAAAUAAAGUCUCCCAUAAUGAGGUUUUUCUGUCGUCUCUAGGAGUCAUUAACCUUCUCAUUCUGUAAAAUUAUCAGGGUCCCAGAACCACUAAUGUAGGGUGUGGGGGUAAAAGUAACAGGAUUGCCCAAAGUACUGGAUUAAGCAAAUUAGAGACUGCCAGGUAGAAUAGAAAAAUUAUCACAUGGGUGGAUAUUUAGAAUGCUUAAAUCCAGAUAUUUAGAAUAUCUGAAACACUCCAGGUAUUGCAAAAAUAUCUUUUAUCCUGUCUAGAGACUGUAAUUUCAUCAACACAAAGUUAACCUUUUGCUUUCCACACUCAUGAUGUUACUGAGGUUGGGUAUGCUUGGGUUUCUUGAUCAGAAUGAAUCCCAUGGCCUCUGUUUCAAGUAAUCUGUAACAAGAUACUAUUUUGUUUCUCCUGGAUUUCCUUUAACUAAUCACUGGGGUUUUUAAUGUAGGGGAAGGAGGCUCCUUGGGUAAUGCUAACCUAUGCAAACAAAGUUACCAAAUGGUGGUAGUUACUAGAAUGGAAUAUACUGUUCUUGGUUCCCAUUUUGUUGUAGUGUCCUGAACGAUUCUCUUUUCCUGCGCAUAUUCUACCCUGCCCUAUUUAUUGCACACUCCCUUGUCAUGUAGAUGUGUGUUUAUUAUCAGCCUUUAUCCUGUCCUCCCCAAGAAGAAAAAGCUAACAGAUGUACAUGAAGCUGUCUUACGCAGUUAAAAAAAAAAUGUGAAAUCUGAAAAUUGCUACGCAAGUAUUGUAUAGAAAACAAGUUCUGUAAACAAGUUUCUUAUGUAAACAUACAGGGGAAUAAAGUCUUUUAUCUGUUCAAACGGGAGCAUGUUUAGAGAUGUAAAUAACUUAAAAUAGCUGCUAUUUUCCUUUGCUGAAAAUAUACUUUUGCAGAAGGGAUUUAAACACAUUGUUGAGUGACACUAAGUACCUAUGCACAAGAGAGGUGCAGACAUGGGAGAAUGGUAUACUGAGGACAUUUUCAUGGGUCAUGGCCACCCUUGGCUUUAAGGAGAACAAACCCCCUGUGAAACCUACAUUGGGUAGAUCAGAAGCAGAGUUAUAACAUGGACCACAGAUUGGCAGCUACCUUCCUCUAAUUUAAUCUUUAAUACACCCAGGCCAAUUUAAUCAAACGUUUUAUGUUUGUAAGUGCAGUUAUAUGCCCAAGGAGAAAUCACUGUCAUUUAAUUGCCACGUUGGCUUGCGAGGCACAACAUCACCAGCCAGUGUUGGUUCCCAUCAGGUCCAUUACGCCCCAAGCACGGGCUUUAAUGCAACUACACAACAUAUGGCAGAGCCAAAGGCUUAAUCUUAUUAUCUAAACCAAAGGUCAUGGAAAUUAUGAAUUUGAUGUACUUUUCUUUGAUUCCCCAAUUGUGUUCCAAGACCGUAAAUUUCCAUUGGUACUGUAUCUCUGAAGUUCUUUUGAAGGGAUAUUUUGCUUUCCAUUACCUAACGAUAUAUGAGAAGGAUUCACAAUACUCAAAGUCUUUAUUUUUAGUUGUUGGCAAGAGUGAUGUCUUUGAUACUCCCUAUAGCUGUUAAUUUUUUUUUUUUUUUAAUAGCUGUUAAUUCAGUUUAUAGUCUCGGGAAAAGUAAAAUUCUGGUUGUUCAUGGUAUGUUGCACUAGGGAAUAUCCAGCUUGAAAUUUAAGUCUUCAGAGGGUUCUCUAAUGACCUUCACUGUGUCCAUCAGAUAAAAUAUUCUGGAUAAACCUAUCUGAAAUCACUAGCACUUUCAGUUGUUUUGGAAGUUAAUAGGGAGCCCAUGAGGAUAGCUACCAAAUCAUUAAGUCCAUUUUGGGACUGCUUUCCUAGCACAUGAGUUCUUACUCAAAUCUACAUAAUUUGGAGCCUCAAAAUAGACUAAAAUGGACUUAUCUUUAGUGGAAAUGUCUAAGUCUGCUUACCCUGGCACUCAGUCCUACAUCAGAGCAAGAAAAAGAAGUGUGUUUUGACUUCUUGCUUAAUUUAACAUGCUAAACCAAAGUAAAAAAGAAACAUGACCUAAUUUGAGGGAAUUGUAACAAAAUGCCCCACCUUUUAGGGUUCAGGAUAAGUAAGACCUUGUGUAGGCUGUGGGGCCAGGUCCUGAGCUUAUGACCCUGAGGAACAACAGGCAGCCUUUAUUGAGCUCUGUGGUCAUAGGGUAUCUGCCAUGCAUGCCAUUGGUUACCAGAAGAAGCUGGCCAAGGCAUGAGGUUAAAUCAGUUUACUUCAUUGCUAGCAGGCACACUGCUUGAAAUGCAUGCUUUCCUGAUGGUACAAGGGGAUCUUCAUCUAGAAGGACUGCCCACUCUGAAAACACACGCUUUCCCUGUAAGAGCACAUCACAAAUUCCAAAGAAGACGGUCAACUACCAUCAAGAUUUAAUAAUCUGUUUUUUUGUUUACCGUUAUUUAGAAUCUCUCCUUCUACUGACUACUUUGUUUCUUGUGCUGCCACCACCAAAAUUCCCUAAGGGAAAUGUGGUGUCUGUGCUUUCUUUGGUCUUCAGAGUUCCAGGCUUGGAGAGUUGCAAAGGGUGGCUGCUCUCUUCCUUGGUCAUGCUACAUCUCCUUUAAAAAGAAUGGAUAAGAGACUUGGCCUUCUCAAGUGGAUCCUUUCAAUAUGCUUUUCCAGUCGUACAAAACAGAUUCAUGCUGAAAGAGAGAUAUACAAUAGCUCUGACCCUUGCUUUCAAGGACAGGAGGCUAGUUUCCCCGUCAGCCUUAAUGUUAUGAUGUUUUGUGACUGUGCCUGUGAAUUUCUAAAAGUCAUUGAAUUUCAGGUAUGGUUUUCCCAUUAUUCACCAUGAAGGUCAUAGAAUAUGCUCUCAGUUGGCAGAUUUCCGGUUGACUUGACCAAGAGCCCAGUUUUUAACAUAAGUCAUUUUGGUAGAUUAGGCAUGUUCUUCCAUCCUGUCCAACACUGGAUCUGGGCUCCCCCACUUGGUACUUAACAGUUCUCAAAAUGUAACCUCACCCUGCAGGACUCCAAAGUGCUCCUGGUUCCAUGGGUAGCUGCUUUUUGGGCAGUCUAUAUACACAAAUGGCAACCCUGGUGGCAUAGUAGUUAAGUGCUACGGCUGCUAACCAAAAGGUCGGCAGUUCACAUCCACCAGGUGCUCCUUGGAAACUCUAUAGGGCAGUUCUACACUGUCCUGUAGAGUCGCUAUGAGUUGGAAUCGACUUAAUGGCAAUGGGUUUGGGUUUUGUUUUCAUAUACACAAACUGGUUUGACUGAAUUCAAUAUAAACUUAAAUUUUAAAAAACACUGAAUCCAAUCAAACUAGCAUUCAUUAUGAUUAUUUAUCUGUGUGAUGCCAUAGUUAGUCAUUGUCUUGACUAAAUAUUACUAUCUUUUUCCAAGAGGUAUUACUCCCUUGCAGAACCAGCUGAAUAACGUCAACCAUCAGGGUAGUUUUGGAAGAUGAUGGAAUUGUGCCCUAGUUGUGGCAACUGAGAACUUUAUCCACCUGAUGAUAUAUGUUGGGAAGUGGUUCAAGGAGUUUUGGAGGCCUCUUGUACCUCUUUGCUUGGCAGGUUUUAUUUUGGAACUUUGUCCCCCUUCAUCUGAGUUUCCUCCCAGAAAUCAUCAUGUGGGUAUCACUGUGAUAGAUCUAAACUAAUAUCAAUAUGCUUGCCUGCGAAAUCAAGGGUAUUUCUUUCCACAUAUAUUAUAAGGGAGAAAGUGUUCCAUUUUAUUUCCUCUCAGCUGACCAAUGCUUUCCUAUCACCAUAUAGCUGCACAUAUUGAAGUUGUCAUGCAAGGGAAAAUUUAUCCUCUUCAAAAUCAUGUUCUUCAAAUACUAUUUAGAAAGCCAUUUGGCAUCAGUACAAAAUUUAACUUAAAAGAUUCUAAUUUGAAAUUUACUGAAUGCAUUCUGUUAGAUAAAUAAAAAUGGGGAAAAACAACUUUUUUUUUUUUCCUGAGAACAAUAUUUAAGGUCAGCUGUUUAAAAAGAAACACUGCUAAAAAGUUACAGGAUUCAGAGAAACAGUAUUUUUGUACAGUGUCUUAUAAAAUGUUCAGAUCUCCCUCUACAUUCUCUUUACAAUGUAAUGUCUCAAAGCGACUGGUUUCCCAAUAAACUGAUUUUGAUGCCUCUUCUGCUGUGUUCUGUGUGCUUAAUUCAAGCAGAAACUUUAGAAGGGAAUACUUUUUAGCAAAAUAACUCUGCCAGCCACUGGUUUGCAUAGGAGGGAAGAGGGUGAAUGGGGAGGGGAUGUUUGAGUUGCAUCUAUAUAGAGGUACUGAGACAUCUAUGGAUCCAAUCAUUGUGCCUAAAAUUCUUAUCCUGGUGGGUUGGGAAACUCCACUGGUACCUCUUUAUUGAGCCCAUGAUGAAAUAAGCCCUUUACCUCCCCCCCCAUCACCCUUUCUCUGGAUUCUUCUUGCUUAGUUACAUAUGCCUUUUUCCUGCCCUCUUGCUAACAUGUGCCCAAUGACAUACUUCUAACCUGCUAAUAUUUCUUGGAAGGUAAGCUCUCUUGCAUUCUGAUAAUUGUCUAUUUGAUUUUAAAAGCCAGAGCACCCUCUACCUAGAUAAAAUAGACUACCAUAAUAGAAUUUGCUAAUACUUCUGUGAUUACCCAUAUAUUUUGCUCCUUGUGCUUAAAGAAUGUUAUGAUGGAUUCAUUUAAGCAGAGGAGAUAUUUGCUAACUUAGAAGACUGAAAACAAAAAUCCCAGGGCAACUCCAGCUGAAGGUGGUUUACUUGUUAUAAUUUAAUUGUCUCCUUUCCUUAGAAAAUGCCUUCAGUAUUCCUAUUUUGGGCACUUUUGUGCUCUGUGAAUAGCGCUUGUGAUGUAAUCAUCCAGUAAACUUGGCAGUUACCAAGCAGACAUGUUCUGCUUCUUUUCAGAGGGUCUGUACUCAGAUAUAGGCAGUGUGGAACCCAUGACCACAUGCCGGUUCCUGAAUUGAGUUCAUCCCCAGACAGUGUUUUUACAUAAUCCAAAACUGUCGUGGUAUAUGUGGAGAUGAGUGACUGGGUUUGUUUUCAUUCCAUUUUGAACCAGUGCCAGGUAGAGCAGGUGUUGGCGCCUGGCACUGUGAGUAGGAGCAUUGCAUAGUGAUGCUGACUGUCUGUGUGCCUAACGUCUUCAUCUCCUUUCCUGCACAUUGUGCCUGUCAUGUUCCAAAAUGUGAGACAGUGAUUGGUUGUGUUCCAGUUUGUGUGCAGUUUCCUUGCCUGACUUUUACUUUUCUGUUUUUCCUUUUCCAUUUUCAACAUCUAUUAUUUGGUCCCACAACCUUUCUGCCGCGGGUUGACCAUUAAAUGUUCCAAGAAUGGAGUUGAACUGACCUGUGCAUUAAUUCUGCAUU
Loxodonta africana (African savanna elephant) is the source of this 12770-nucleotide messenger RNA. It is a transcript of the gene AAK1, whose product is annotated as AP2 associated kinase 1. NCBI's taxonomy places the organism in Eukaryota, Metazoa, Chordata, Mammalia, Proboscidea, Elephantidae. The record is from RefSeq and is a predicted model, not a curated record. The transcript has 22 exons. Gene Ontology annotation, biological process: protein phosphorylation. The coding region runs from base 364 to 3264 and encodes 966 amino acids. Gene Ontology annotation, molecular function: protein kinase activity; ATP binding.